CCUCCAGUCUAUCUGGAAAAAGAAAAAAAAACUUUUUGUAUCGAAGGAAUCAACAGCCGCCAUCUUGUCGCGGCUCAGAAUCAGGAUUUCGGCGGAGCAUUAUUUUAUAUUUUCAAACGAAGCAUCCGGAAUUACAUCCAACGACACUGUUGAUCCAAAAACGAAGCACUUAAAUCGUUCAGAAGAUUAUUUUGUGCAAAAACCGUGGAUUUAAUCGGCGUUCGUCGGCCAGAAAGCCCUCGUAUAUCUGAUUUCCCCUUCAGAGAGCGGCGCUUCUGUCCAUAUCUCCGUUCUGAGCCGUAUUGUUUACCGGGAGCUGUCGGAGAAGAGACAGCGGCUUAGACCCGUUUUUGCAAAAAUAUAUCAUUUUUAUGCAGUUAUGCGCUUUUAUGUGGACUUAAACGGAUUUUGCACGGAUUUUUUUGACGUCAGAAAAAUUGGUUGUUUGGUGAUGCACAUUUAACGACUCCUGGGUAAACGGGCAACGACAAAUGCCGAUAUAUUUUAAUUUAUUUUUAGUCGUAUUUUUGGUUCGAAAGGAAGUCUUUUUGAUAAUAUAACGAUGAUAAUGUGGGUGUUGGGUGUUGGAUUAUCAUGGGGUGAAUGGCGGUGGCGAAGCGGGGCGCUGUUGUUGCUUUUUUGAAAUUCUCACUUGCUGAUAGCAAGUAAGCUAAUUAGCGAGUUAGCUGCCUAGCUAUUUGCUAAUCGUGCGAGAAAGAAAGGUUGUGGUUGGGGGGGGUGGGGGGUUUGUCUGAAUAACUUUUUUCUGUCACGUGGAUUUUCCUUUCUUUUUUGAAUAAUUGAUCAGAAGUAACUCUAAACUACUGCAAUGGCUGAAAAUCUGCUCGACGUUGGACCUCCCAACCCCAAACGACCGAAGCUGAAUACACCUGCUCUUUCCGCCUCUGACGGUCCAGACCUGGGCUCGCUGUCCUGGGACGACCUGGAGAACGACCUCCCCGAUGAGCUCAUCCCCAACGGCGGCGACCUGGGAGGCCUGCUGCCCUCCUCCAACGGGGGCGGCUCCGGGACAGCCGGUCCUGGAGGAGGUGGAGGAGGAGGACCAGGGCCUGGAGGAGGGGGCCUGGGGGGCCUGGGGGGCAUGAUGCCCGACGCGGCCGCCAAACACAAGCAGCUGUCCGAGCUCCUCCGUGCGGGCAGCAGCGCCGCCGGCGGAGGCCCCGGCAUGGGCGCCGGCAAUACCCCACCAGGAGGAGCGGGAGGUCAGCUGGGAGGCCUAGGCAAGAGCCCCCUGGGCGCCCACGGCUCACCCCAGCACUCCUCGCCCCAGCAGCCCAACAAGCCCGGUCAGGCCGGGGUUAAUAACGCAGUCCAGGCGGGCAACGCGGGUGGUGCCGCGAACAACAACGGAGGCGCCAUGGGCAUGAACGCUGUGGCUGCCGCCGGGUUCAACCAGGCUCUGAUGAACAGCGGGCCGGCUGGGCACGGCAUGCAGGGCCAGGUGCUGAACGGGACACUGGGGCCGGCUGGAAGGGGCCGAGGAGGGCCCCUGCAGCAGUACCAGGCGGCGCAGCAGGCAGCAGCGGCUGUGGGAGCGGCGGCGGCGGCAGCAGCAGCAGCAGCCGGGAACGCGGCACCAGGCAGCGCGCUUGCUGAGACGCUCACGCAGGCCGCACUCAACGCCCAGCAGGCCAACAACAUGAACAAGAUUGGUAUGCCGGGUGGUGGUAGUCCGUUUGGACAGGCCUACGGGCAGGGAGCUGGGCAGCAGCUGGGUGCUGGCGGAGUGAACGCUGCGCUCCAGAACAGCCUGCCCGCUAACGUGGCCAACCUGGCCCAGUUGCAGCAGCAGGCCUCCCCUCAGCAGCAGCAGGUGGGCAUGGUGACCCAGCAGCAGGCCGUCCAGCAGCAGCAGCAGCAGAUGGGGCUGGUGGCAAGCGGGCCGGGCGGCGCCGCUGGCGUACCGGGAGCGGCGGGCGCGGUGGGGGGCGUGGCCACGGGCCCCACGGCCGACCCGGAGAAGCGCAAGCUGAUCCAGCAGCAGCUGGUCCUGCUGCUGCACGCCCACAAGUGCCAGCGGCGUGAGCAGGCCAACGGGGAGGUGCGGGCCUGCGCCCUGCCGCACUGCCGCACCAUGAAGAACGUCCUCAACCACAUGACCCACUGCCAGGCCGGCAAGACCUGCCAGGUGGCUCAUUGUGCGUCCUCCAGGCAAAUCAUCUCUCACUGGAAGAACUGCACGCGGCACGACUGUCCCGUCUGUCUGCCGCUCAAGAACGCCAGCGAUAAGCGCAACCCGCAGCCCAUGCUGAGUCCGCCCAACGUGGGUCUGCCCAGCGCCAUGGCUGCGGUGGUGGGGGCACCGGGCCAGCAGGCGGCGCCCGCCAUCAACAGCUCCACCACCACCAUCGACCCCAGCUCCAUGCAGCGGGCCUACGCCGCCCUGGGCCUGCCCUACAGCAACCAGCAGCCCGGCACCACCCCGAACCAGACGCCCGGUCAGACGCCCCACCAGCAGCAGCUACGGCCCAUCAACGCACUUGGGGGCCCCAAUCAGAUGACCAUUGGGGGUGGGUCGAUGGGCGUGGGCUCGUCCGACCAGACCAAUCUGCACUCAGACUCAUCACUGCCGUCCACGCUCAAUCCCAACAAUCAACUGAUGCCUACCGACUCGGGCGUGGGUGCGACGGCCGCCCCUCUGUCGGGCACGGGGAUGCGCAAGGCGUGGCACGAGCACGUCACUCAGGACCUGCGCAACCACCUGGUGCACAAGCUAGUUCAAGCCAUAUUUCCAACACCAGACCCUGCUGCCCUGAAGGACCGGCGCAUGGAGAACCUGGUGGCCUACGCACGCAAAGUGGAGGGAGACAUGUACGAGUCCGCUAACAGCAGGGAUGAGUACUACCACUUCCUGGCGGAGAAGAUCUACAAGAUCCAGAAGGAGCUGGAGGAGAAGCGGCGAUCGCGGCUAGCCAAGCAGCCUCCCAACCGGCCACCGAAUGGACCUAUGCCUAUGCCCAAUGUGCCAAAUCAGAUCAUGAACCGCAUGCAGGUGUCUCAAGGGAUGAACCAGUUCAACUCCAUGCCGAUGCAGAAUGUGCAGCUGACGCCGGCGCCCAUCGCGGCCCGCGCCGCCUCGCCCAUGAACCACCCACCUCAGAUGAACAUCAACUCCGUCCCGGUGGGCAUGUCCCCGACGCGGAUGCCCCAGGGCCAGGCCAUGAUGGGGGGCCACGCGGGCGCCAUGGUGGGCCAGACGGCCAAUCAGACGCAGUUAUUCAACGCUAACGCGGCCAUGACGGCCACCGUGGGCCUGGGCCAGACCACCGGACAGGCAGCCGUCACGCAGCUGACCCAGACGGGUGCCAGCGUGGAUAACCGGGUGCCCACCCCGGCCUCCACUGCCAGCGCUGACAUGCACUCGCAGCAUGCGCUGGCGGACCUGCCCGUGACGGCCAGCGAGCCCAAGGCCGAGCCCACGCGGCACGACGAGCAGGACUACCAUCCAGGCGCCGGAGGUGGAGCCGGCAUGAAGAUGGAACCCAAGAUGGAGACGGAGGAAGACUCGUCGUCCAGCAGUCUAUCGGUGAAGAAGGAGGAGCCAGCGGAGGGUGGAGGAGGUGCAGGCAAGAAGGAGGCCAAGCAGGAGCCUAUGGAGGUGGAGGAGAAGAAGCCCGUCGUCAAAGCGGAGAUCAAGGCCGAACCCAAAGAGGAGGCUGGAGAGGAGGCAGGGGCCAACGGCACGGUCACUUCCUCGUCCUCGUCGCCCACCCAGUCGCGCAGGAAGAUCUUUAAGCCGGAGGAGUUGCGUCAGGCUCUGAUGCCCACGCUGGAGUCCCUCUACAGGCAGGACCCGGAGUCGCUACCCUUCCGACAGCCUGUGGACCCCAUGCUGCUCGGCAUCCCUGACUACUUUGACAUCGUGAAGAACCCGAUCGACCUGUCGACCAUCAAGCGGAAGCUGGACACGGGCCAGUACCAGGAGCCCUGGCAGUACGUGGACGACGUCUGGCUGAUGUUCAACAACGCCUGGCUCUACAACCGCAAGACGUCGCGCGUCUACAAGUACUGCUCCAAGCUGGCCGAGGUCUUCGAGUCGGAGAUCGACCCGGUCAUGCAAGGGCUGGGCUACUGCUGCGGGAGAAAGUACGAGUUCUCUCCGCAAACGCUGUGCUGCUACGGCAAACAGCUAUGCACCAUAUCUCGUGAUGGAACCUACUACAGCUACCAAAACAGGUAUCAUUUCUGUGAAAAGUGCUUUAACGAGAUCCAAGGGGACAGCGUAACACUUGGAGACGACCCAGCACAGCCACAGACGAUGAUUUCUAAAGACCAGUUUGAAAGAAAGAAGAAUGAUACACUAGACCCUGAGCCGUUCAUUGAAUGUAAAGACUGCGGUCGCAAGAUGCACCAGAUCUGUGUUCUUCAUUACGAUGUCAUCUGGCCAGCCGGCUUCAUCUGUGACAACUGCUUGAAGAAGAGUGCGAAAACAAGGAAGGAAAACAAGUUUUCUGCCAAACGAUUGCAGUCGACACGGUUGGGCACAUACAUUGAGGACCGGGUGAACAAGUACUUGAAGAGGCAGGGCCACCCGGAGGCUGGCGAGGUGUUUGUGCGAGUGGUGGCCAGCUCCGACAAGACGGUGGAGAUAAAGCCUGGCAUGAAGUCCAGGUUUGUAGAUACGGGCGAGAUGCCAGAGAGCUUCCCAUACCGAACCAAAGCACUUUUUGCCUUCGAGGAGAUUGAUGGUACGGACGUGUGCUUCUUUGGCAUGCACGUGCAGGAGUACGGCUCGGAGUGCACCUUCCCCAACACCAGACGGGUGUACAUAUCAUACCUCGACAGUAUUCACUUCUUCAAACCUCGGCUGUUGCGGACAGCAGUCUACCACGAAAUCCUAAUAGGUUACCUGGAAUACGUCAAGAAACUCGGGUACGUGACGGCGCAUAUCUGGGCGUGCCCGCCCAGCGAGGGCGACGACUACAUCUUCCACUGUCACCCGGCCGACCAGAAGAUUCCCAAGCCCAAGCGGCUGCAGGAGUGGUACCGCAAGAUGCUUGAUAAGGCCUUCGCCGAGCGCAUCAUCCACGACUACAAGGACAUCUUCAAGCAGGCCACGGAGGACCGCCUGAGCAGCGCCAACGAGUUGCCGUACUUCGAGGGCGACUUCUGGCCCAACGUGCUGGAGGAGAGCAUCAAGGAGCUGGAGCAGGAGGAGGAGGAGCGCAAGAAGGAGGAGAACACGGCCGUCUGCGAGACCCCGGAGGGCACGCCUGGGGACAGCAAAAACGCCAAGAAGAAGAACAAUAAGAAGACCAAUAAAAACAAGAGCAGCAUCAGCCGAGCCAAUAAGAAGAAGCCUGGGAUGCCGAAUGUAGCCAAUGACCUGUCCCAGAAGCUUUACGCCACCCUGGAGAAGCACAAGGAGGUGUUCUUCGUGAUCCACCUGCACUCAGGGCCCAUGGUGAACACGCUGCCGCCCAUCAUGGACCCCGACCCGCUGCUGACGUGCGACCUGAUGGACGGCCGCGACGCCUUCCUGACGUUGGCGCGCGACAAGCACUGGGAGUUCAGCUCGCUGCGGCGCUGCAAGUGGAGCUCCAUGUGCAUGCUGGUGGAGCUGCACAACCAGGGCCAGGACCGCUUCGUCUACACCUGCAACGAGUGCAAGCACCACGUCGAGACGCGCUGGCACUGCAAAGUCUGCGAGGACUACGACCUGUGCAUCAACUGCUACAACACUAAGGGCCACGAGCACCAGAUGGUCAAGUGGGGCCUGGGCCUGGACGACGACAGCAACAGCGGCGGCGGCGCCGACUCCAAGAGCCCGCAGGAGAGCCGGCGCCUGAGCAUCCAGCGCUGCAUCCAGUCGCUGGUGCACGCCUGCCAGUGCCGCAACGCCAACUGCUCGCUGCCCUCGUGCCAGAAGAUGAAGCGCGUGGUGCAGCACACCAAGGGCUGCAAGCGCAAGACCAACGGCGGCUGCCCCGUCUGCAAGCAGCUGAUCGCCCUGUGCUGCUACCACGCCAAGCACUGCCAGGAGAACAAGUGCCCCGUGCCCUUCUGCCUCAACAUCAAGCACAAGCUGCGCCAGCAGCAGCUCCAGCACCGGCUGCAGCAGGCGCAGAUGAUGCGCCGGCGCAUGGCCACCAUGCAGGGCCGCAUGACGCAGCCGCUGCCCUCGCCGCCCACCUCGGGCGUCGCCGCCGCCGGCGCCACCGCCACGCCGGGAGGAGGAGGAGCGCCGGGCGCCGCCGGCAUGCACACGCCUCCCCACCCGCAGACCCAGACCCCGCAAACGCCCCAACAACAGCAGCAGCAGCAGCAGCAGAUGCCCAACCAGCCCGGCGCCAUCGGCGGCGCUCCCGGAACAGUCAUGUCCUCCCCCGCCUACCCUGGCGCCCAGCAGCAGCAGCCUCGCAACGGCGCGCCGCAACCGUCCCCCGCCGCCUCCCAGGGUAAAGGCCCGGGGCCCCAGGCCUCGCCGCUGCACCAGCAGCAGUCGCCCAUCCCCCAGCCUGCCCAGCAGCAGCUAACGCCACAGCAACAGCUCCAAACCCUCCAGCAGCAGCAGCAGCCUCAGCAACAGCAACCGCAGCAGCCCCCUCCGCAGGCGGCCGUGGAGAUGGCGCGCCACAUCGAGAUGAUCGCCCAGGCCACUCAGCAGCAGCAGCAGCAGCAGCAGCAGCAGAACAACCCAGCCUUCCGCAUGAACAUCAAUAUGAACGGCCUGCCCAUGAACCACCAGCGCCCGCCACUGCCGCAGCAACAGCAGCAGCGCAUGCCAGGCCCCGGGAUGCAGCCACCCGGCCUGCAGAUGCCCCAGCGGCCUCCGCAAGUCCAGUGGGGCAACCCCGCCAUGCAAGCCGCCCAGCAGCAGCAGCAGCAGCAGCAGCAGCCGGGUGUGACGUUGGCCCCCCAGCAAGCGCCGCAGCCGGGCAUGCCCAUGCAGCGGCCCGCCAUGCCCCAGCAAGCAGCCCGCAUGCUGGGGCCCCAGCAGCAGCAGCAGCCCCAGGUGCAGGUGCAGGUGCAGGUGCGGCCGCAGGUGCCCGGCCAGCCGCCCCAGCAGCGGCCCGGCGCCAUCGCCCCCAACGCCCUGCAGGACCUGCUGCGCACCCUCAAGUCGCCCAGCUCGCCGCAGCAGCAGCAGCAGGUGCUCAACAUCCUCAAGUCCAACCCGCAGCUCAUGGCGGCCUUCAUCAAGCAGCGGACGCUCAAGUACAACGCCAGCCAGCAGCAGCAGGCGGCGCAACAACAACAACAACAGGGCAUGCACGGCGGCGCGCAGCCGGCAGCGGCCAUGCAGGCGAUGCAGGCAGCUAUGCAGCAGCAGCAGCAGCAGGCAGGGGUGGCGGUGCAGAGGCCCCCGGGUAUGGCUCCCCAGCAGCAGCAGCCCGGCCAGCCGCAAGCGGCGGGCAUGGCGGCGGCGCUGGGCGCCCUGGGCCAGAUGAUGAACGCCGCCAACCCGCAGCUGCAGGAGAUGUACCGGCGGCAGCUGCUACGGCAACAGCAGGUGGCGGCAGCGGCGGCGGCGCAGCAGCAGCAGCAGGGGGUGAUGACUCCGCAGCAGGCCCACGGACAGUUCCCGCCUCAAGCCCAGGCCUCGCCAGCCACCUACUCGCAGCUCCGCAUGCAGCAGCAGCAACAGCAGCAGCAGCAGCAGCUGGCUAUGCAGCAGGCUGGAGUCGGGGUCGGGGUCGGUGCGGCGGCGGUGCCCAUGGGUCAGCUGGCCCCCAUGGCCCAGAUGGGGCAGCCGGGCAUGGCCAUGGACAGCCCCCAGAACAUCCUCCACCAGCGGCUGCUCCAGCAGCAGCAGCAGCAGCAACAACAGCAGCCGGUGCAGCAGCAGCAGCAGGCAGGCCUGAUGAAGGCCCCGAUGGGUUCGCCGGCGGGGCCCCAGCCCAGCCCCAUGAGCCCCCAGGCGGCCGCACACCUCCUGGCAGGACAGCCGGGCCUGGCCAACGCCCUGGGCGGACAGGUACGCUCGCCCGCGCCCGUUCAGUCGCCGCGGCCGCCCUCGCAACAAGGCCCCAUGCCGCCACAUUCCAGCCCGUCGCCGGCCCAGAUGCAGCAGCCGAUGCCGUCGCCCCAGCAGCAGCAUAACGCGGGGCCGCACUCCGGGUCACCCCAUCCGGGGCUGGCGGCGCCCAUGGCGGGGGGCGGUGGGGGGCUGGAGGCGCAGGGACACAUGGGCGCCGCGGAACAGAGCGCCAUGCUGCCACAGCUCAACACGCCCAAUCGGAACGCUCUGACCAGUGACUUGGGCAUGGUGGGGGACACCACGGGAGACACGCUGGAGAAGUUUGUCGAGGGCUUGUAGCGCAAUUUUUUUUUUUUUUUGGGAGAGAAUUCGUUUUUUUGUUUGUUUUUGAUCCUUUCAAGAACUUGCGGAAAAGAAGAAACCCACCCACUUCAGUCUCCCCUCCUCUUUUUUUAUUGAAGGGGUGGUGGAUGCUUUUUUUUUUCUUCUUCUUCUUCUUUCCCUUGGACAAGCUCUUUUCUUUUUUGUACUGACAUGUAAAAAGUUUCAAGAAAUGUAUGGAGUGAGAAAAAAAGAUGAAAAAAAAAUAAAAAAAGGAACAGUGCUUGGGAAAUGUUGAUGUGUUUCCUAUUAUAAAAAAUACAAGAGAAUGAUAUUUCCUAUAUGUCAAGGGAUUUGAAAAAAAUGCUGUUUAAAUGAAAAUUUAAAAAUGACAAAGAAUAUAUAUUUUGGUUUUGACCAUAUUCUUGGUCAGGUAUGUUUUGUUUUAAAUUUUAUUUUAUUUUUCAUUUCAGUUUCUUUUUAAUGGUAUGUUUUUCAUGCCUUUUUGGUUUCUUUUUUUAAGAAAAUUUACAAAAAGUCAUUAUCGUAUUCAUACUUUUUAUUUUGUACCUUUUUGAAAUACUUCUAUGUUUUGUUUUUUUUCGUUUGUCAAUUUUGUCAAUGAGAGACUGUAAAAUAAUUGGUCGGGGGAAAUUUUGGGCCAGGUUUUCCUCUGCUUUCUGCUCUCCUCAUGCCUGGCGAUUGUAUUCUCGUGUUGUACUAUUUUUACAGACAUUUGCGUUUUCUGUUUAUUAUUUUGUUGUGUUUUUCUGGGGAGUGGAGUCUUCCUCUCCCACAGUUGUGAAGUCAGUGUGAGGAGAACUGUGUUGUUUGUAAAACCAAUAGGAACUGGGCAUACACCAGAGCAUGUAUGCAAAAACACACACACCUAAACACACACACACACACACACACACCUAAACAGACAGACCUACCUGUACACAUUCAUGUGGAUUCAAAACAAGAAAAUAAACAGUCCAAACCUUGAAGAGGAUGUUAAAAAAAAAGAUGAAGCAUCUCAUGUCUGGUUUUCCCCAAAACAACAGAAUUUUUCUGUCCUGUGGGUGUAGAAAGCUGUUGCAUUGUCAUAUAAGGUUUUUUUUGUAAACAUUUUUGUCAUACAGUUUAUGAGGGAAAAAACUGUGGCGAGUAUGGGUCCUAUCGCUGAGUGAGGGGGGGGACAGGAAGGAGGCAGUCAUUGGUUGAGAGUUCAAAGUCUGGGAGGGAAAAACAAUGUCAUCUGCCAUCGACCCUCAUUCCUCUCUUCUCACAUACACAAAUACACACACAAAACUUGAACUGGGGGGCUCUACCUUUUUUUCCUCUUAAUGUAAAUCAUGCAAGUUAUUACGCAAAAUACUAUAAAUAUAAGGAAGAGAGAACGAAAUCACUGUAUAAACUGGUUAAAAACUCAUUUCUUACUUAUAUACCAUAUUGUUAAAUAAACUGUGUGCAACAGAAAAAGAAA
Messenger RNA from Engraulis encrasicolus (European anchovy), 9731 nucleotides. RefSeq names its product CREB binding protein a (gene crebbpa). Gene Ontology annotation, cellular component: histone acetyltransferase complex; nucleus; transcription regulator complex. Lineage: Eukaryota; Metazoa; Chordata; Actinopteri; Clupeiformes; Engraulidae. Gene Ontology annotation, biological process: positive regulation of transcription by RNA polymerase II. The record is from RefSeq and is a predicted model, not a curated record. Gene Ontology annotation, molecular function: chromatin DNA binding; zinc ion binding; protein binding. Bases 830 to 8281 code for a protein of 2483 amino acids. The transcript has 30 exons.